Heterotrigona itama is the source of this 1617-nucleotide messenger RNA. NCBI's taxonomy places the organism in Eukaryota, Metazoa, Arthropoda, Insecta, Hymenoptera, Apidae. The record is from the annotation of a GenBank genome assembly.
AUGAGAAAUUAUGUCACUGAUAAUCAGAUUCAAAUUGUAAAAUGAACUUCACGAAGUACAUAGAAAGAAAAAUUUCAUUUUUAGAAAAUAGAAUUAUGUUUGAUAAAAACAAGGAUCAAGAAAGAGGAACAAUAUUCUCAACACACCAAACUGACUCAUGCUCGUCGACUAACAGAUUCAGACGCAAUGGAUGGCUCGAGGUUUCGAACAAGAGGUAUGAGGGUACCACCAUUCGAUAAGGAAAGUUCUAUCUGCGAGAAGCGUUAUAUAUUCAGACUCGUGGUUGCGGAAACGCUUCACAUAGUUGCAUUUCAAUUAUUGCGUCUCGUGGAUACUUUGCCAGACUCUCUAAAACGUGUUCUUGCUCGACGGAGAUUAGGAAUUGUCUACGAAAUCGAUUUUCGAAACGAUGUCGUCUAUCUUGCUCGUGAUUUUAGUGAUUAUCGGAACGUAUGCUAACCCUGUGUUUCGGUCCAACGAUUCGAUCAAUAAAAUCGAUCAAGAUACACCGAGAGAAGAACAAGUCGCGAAUGAAAGUGAAGCGAAUUUCGAACACGUGAUAGUUCAAAAUUCUAACACUAGCACCACGCCAAAACCAAGCCUGCUCGCCUGGUUUUUCACGCCAUUGACUCAGACUCUUCAAAUCAAUCCUCAGACCCUGCAGAACCGUGUUACCCAGCUCAAGGAAGCACUGAGUAACCUUGGAUUUCGAAAUCCCAACGAAAUUUCGAAAGGGAAGCAGCUAAACAACGCAAACAAUUUACUACAAGUCACGAGCGUGACCGAUUCUGGAUUCUAUACCGACAGACUGGAGCCAGCUGGAUUUUUCGGUGGAAAUGGUUGGCUGGCGAACAAGGGUGGAAUCUUAGGCGGACCAGGAGCGAUUCUUUCGACUGGUAGUCUCCUCACGGACUAUCCAACAGCGUAUAAAAAGAAAUAGACAAAUUUUCUAAGAAAUUGUUGAACUAGCACGUAAGAAAGGAAAGAUUGUUUUAUCCUUUGUUUUCGACGGGAAUUUUUUUUUUUAUUUUAUUUCAAUAUAUCAUUACGAAAAUAAAGUCUUCAUAAUAAUCACUAUUUCCCAAAUUUUUAUUUAGAGUAAAUAGCGAGUCUUUCUUUUAUAAGUAAAUGAAAGAGAGAGAGAAAGAGAGUUAAAGGGAAAGAUUAACUGAAACUUCCAUCUAAACGAGAGGAAUAAACUAACAAUAAGUAAAUAAUUCUGAUGGAACAUCGGAUGGAGCACCGGAGAAAAAAGUGGAAAUUCCUUCGAUAACACCGUACCGUAAUUCGAUGAUAGAAAUUGUGGAGAAAACUUUCUAUAAAUGAGCUAAAUAAGUUUUCCAGAAACAACUCUUCUUCGGCAACAUCCAGUUUCUUUUGUAUGCCAAUAAUUUUUGAUAUUAUUAUUUAAUAGUCACAUCAAUCUCUAUAAUCUAAGUUAUUAUUAUAUUGGGAGGAGAUUGUUUUACAAUUUUUGAGAAGAUCGAUUUAUACAUGUUAUUAUAUGGAGUAACAAAAAGUAUAUAUGCAAACAUAUAUAAAAUAAAGUAUAUAUUCUUAUUUUCUAAUAAAGUAUGCUUAUUAUCAGACUCUACGUUCCAUCUUCGUAAUAAGUAA